Messenger RNA from Aspergillus homomorphus CBS 101889, 989 nucleotides. RefSeq lists its product as uncharacterized. The record is from RefSeq and is a predicted model, not a curated record. The transcript has a single exon. Lineage: Eukaryota; Fungi; Ascomycota; Eurotiomycetes; Eurotiales; Aspergillaceae. The coding region runs from base 317 to 601 and encodes 94 amino acids.
UUCAUCUGCCAAUUGCCUCAAUUCUUCUUGUCCUUUGACAAAAAAAGCAAAGCCAUCGCCACGCAAGAGACGUCAUCCCAGUUUCCGAACAGCUAACCACUGCAUAUAACCACCAAGCUCUCGUCCUGCUUCCCUUCCCCUCCCUCCUAACCAUUUAUUUCCCCUCCCUCUCAAUUCUACCUUCGAUCUAGUAUAAUAAACCCUCACCACGAACGCCUAAUUUCCAGCCACCCUCACCGUACACACAAUCUGAAAAUCAACUCCACCUCUACACCUCCCUACCAAUUCACCCCCGUCAAAAGGCAAAGACAUCAGAAUGUCCGCCACCAAAACCCGAGCCACCCACCCCGAGUCGGAGGCCAUCCAGCUCCCUACAAACGCGACUACGGCAGACCGCUCCGGCGGCUCCUCCUCUUCCUUGAGCGCUGAGCUCGGGGCCGCGGGUCGCAGCGCAUCAACAGAGAAGCCGUGGAAGCCGCCCGUGGUGCGGCAGCAGAGCUGGAGUAACGAGGAUCAGAAGCAUGAGUUGCAGGCGAGGUUGUUGGGGUUGGAGGAGGGCGAGAAGCCUGGUUUCUCGGAGGCGCCGGCUGGGGUUCAGUGAUUGAUUGAAUUGGGGGUUCAGUUGGGGGGGAUCGGAUCGGGGAGAGGGGAGAUGAUUAUAUGAUGAUUAUGAUUAUGGCUCUGAAGAUUGACGGGUGUGUGUAGUCGGUUGAGUGGGGGGUUCGUAUCGAUUUUCCUUUAAUGAGUAAAAUUGGAGGUGAGGGAGAUUGUGCUGAGCGAAAGUCUGCUGUUAAUGCUGGUGCAGUUUAAUAAAGUGACUAUUUCUUGAGAUUAUUGGAUAGUUCAUGGAGGUGAAACUGUUGAGAGUGUCUAGUGCGGGGAAGCACGGGGAUUAACUGCUGAAUGAUUUCUUUAAGGGUAUACACUUUCGCAUCUACGAGUGUGAAUUGAUAACACUAGAGAAGGAUAUAAUACAAAAUAUUUGCCUG